This is a messenger RNA of Didymella exigua CBS 183.55, 930 nucleotides long. RefSeq names its product RBP11-like subunits of RNA polymerase. NCBI's taxonomy places the organism in Eukaryota, Fungi, Ascomycota, Dothideomycetes, Pleosporales, Didymellaceae. The coding region runs from base 149 to 541 and encodes 130 amino acids. Gene Ontology annotation, molecular function: protein dimerization activity. Gene Ontology annotation, biological process: transcription by RNA polymerase II. The transcript has 2 exons. Gene Ontology annotation, cellular component: RNA polymerase II, core complex. The record is from RefSeq and is a predicted model, not a curated record.
CGCGGCCCCCCCCCCAUUCCACACAUUCCGCUUCGCACAUCUUAUCGACCGUACCGAUUCGCCGUCGCUCACGAAAGCUCAGAUUGUAAGGACAAUCACGCCGCACUCUUUUGGACUUUGCGAGUAGAAAGAGCAAGGAACGCACAACAUGAACGCGCCCGACAGAUUCGAGCUCUUCUUGCUGGACGAUGGCCAGCAGAAGGUCGAGUACAAGGAGGAGACUCGUGUGCCCAACACCGCCAUCUUCACGUUUAAUAAGGAAGACCACACACUCGGCAAUCUCCUCUCGCAGCGCCUCCUCAAGUACGAAUAUAUCGUCUUCUCCGCCUACAAAGUACCUCACCCGCUUUUCGCGACCUUCGAGCUCCGCGUCCAGACCGAUGGCUCGAUCACACCGAAGGAGGCUAUCAUUCGAUGCUGCAAGGACAUUGUCCAGGACCUGCACGUGCUGAAUAGCAGCUUCCAGACCGAGUGGCUCGGCAAGAAGAUCGUCAGCGAAGGCGAGGCAGAUAGAAUUGCGCGCGAGCGUGACGCAUUCUAAGUAGCUGCUGCGUUACUGUACAGCAAUAGCUGAAGAGGAGGACGAACAGAAGAUGGAAAGGAUCAUGCAUACCUGGCGUUCGGGAGGCAAUUGGCAUGUUGCUGAAAGAUUGGCGUUGUGUUUGGGUACGACCCGAUCUGUACAAACGCUUGCUGUACCGGAGGAUCGAUUUGGGAAUUGUAGGCGAGAGAUACCUCCAAGACGCGCAUGUAUUGCGCUGCGCAUGAAAGAAGAAGAACGAGUUAUGUCGAAUGAAGAAGCUGAACAGGCUGUUGAGCUGCUUGUCACUCACUUUCCCAGGGAAACGUUAUGGCCUGGUCCAGCUUUUUACUUUCCUCAAAGCCUGCACAAGGCUGGGUUCAGCACAAAUGGAAGCCCACAGUCUGCAC